AUGCCGCAGCUGUCAUGUUGGCUGCGGGAGCUGACGAUAGGUCGUUGCAGGCCAUAACGUUAUUAAUUGGUCUUCACGUUCCGCAAAUAGCGAGUAAAGUUGCCCGAGCGCUACCGCGGUAUACGGACAUUAUACUUGCUGAUGUCGCGUUCCUGCGGUGCGGGGAGUGCGUGCGGGCGGAGGGCGCGGCGGGCACGCGAGAGGCCUUCGUCCUCCUCAACCACUGCCUCGACCUCGCCGAAGCGGCUGACGACAACACGCAGCAAUUACUGAGCUAUUCAGAUUUCGAUGUCACAGACUGGCCGCAGAAUCGGUUGCUGCUGGAGAAGUCGUGUGUGAGCGGCGCGCCGUUGCAGGAGGCGCGGGAGUGGGUGCUGUCGGUCGUCAUGGACCAAGAUGUUGAACAAGCAUUGCCAGUGGACAGUCGCGGGCUGUACGCGGCGAGUGUGGCGCCCGAGGAGCCGUGCUGCGUAAUUACCGGCUACCCUCUCGGCUCGCGACUCGUAACAUUUUCCAAUGGUCGCUGCGCCAAUCGCGAGUGGUGGUCGCGGUGUAAGAAGGCGGCGGGCGGCGCGGGGAGCGCGGGCGCGGCCGCGGCGCUGCUGCAACACGUAGCGAGCUGGUGCGGCGCGCCCGACGCCUCCAACUUAUAGAUACGGCAGUGACAGAAUACGAACGGCGCACAUUCUCAUAGCUUUCGUGAAAUAAUUGUCCUUAUGUGUUAUAAUUUAAGCACAAACACUAAGUAAACCC
Molecule: messenger RNA, 753 nt
Organism: Papilio polytes (common Mormon)
Lineage: Eukaryota; Metazoa; Arthropoda; Insecta; Lepidoptera; Papilionidae
Product: intraflagellar transport protein osm-1-like
Exons: 6
Coding region: 15-653 (212 amino acids)
Source: RefSeq, a predicted model, not a curated record